Molecule: messenger RNA, 3150 nt
Organism: Dictyostelium purpureum
Lineage: Eukaryota; Evosea; Eumycetozoa; Dictyosteliales; Dictyosteliaceae
Exons: 4
Coding region: 22-3132 (1036 amino acids)
Biological process (GO): GDP-L-fucose salvage
Molecular function (GO): ATP binding; fucokinase activity
Source: RefSeq, a predicted model, not a curated record
AAAGUUGGCAGUGGCUCAUCAAUGAUAAACUCUUUAUUUGUAAUAACAGAAAAAUUAUCAGCACUUUCUGGAAAAAGCUAUUUAGAUAGUGAUAUAUUAAAGAAUAAAAGAAUUCUAUUGCUUUUAAAUGGUGGUAUUCAUCAACAUGCUCCGCUUGUUAAUCUCUGUACCAAAAGUUUCAGUAUGCUCCCAUUAAAUAAUAAAUUUGUGGGUGACUCUCCAGUGUAUCCAAUCGAUAUUUUAUUAUCUAAUUUAAAUGUCAUAUUACCUCAUGCUCAGCCUGGCUUCAUGGUGUGUUCUACCGAAUCUUUAAUAUUUUUAGAUUUAAAUGAUAAGAAUCUAAAUAGUCCCUCAAGUUGGCAAAAACCUGGUGUAUCAGUUAUUACAAUGGAUGUUGGUCCAGACUAUUAUACAAAUCAUGGUGUUUGUAGAUUAAAUGAAAAAGACGAGAUUUUAGAAAUUGCCUAUAAACGAAGUGCAGAAUAUUUAUCAAAUAAUGGUUUCAUAUCAAAAGAGGAUAAAGCUUCAAUAUAUACUGGUUUAGUCUUCUUUUGCCAAAAAACAACUGAAAAGCUAUUAUACCUCCAUAAUACACCACCGUUAGAUUCAUGUACCUAUUUGGGUGUCGAUAGUGGUUCCCAAUUAUUAAAAUUUGGUGUUUUUCCAGAUAUUUUGUGUGCAAUGACUAAACAUGAAACAUUAGAAAGUUAUUUAAAUCAACCAUGCUUUCCGGGGUCAAAUAAAAAAUUGGUAGAGGGUGCAAGAAAAAUUGUUUGGAAAACAUUUAGAGAUAUAGAACUGCAUUCAAUUAAAAUAAAAGGAAAUUAUUAUUAUUUUAAAAACCCAAUGGAUUUUUUGAACUUUAUUCAUAAUAAUGGUAAAUAUCAAAUUUCAAGAAAAAUGCAUUCAUUCAUUGCCACUAAAAGUCCAUGUAAUGGGGUUGUUAUCAAUAGUAUAUUACUAGGUAAUGGCAAGUGUUCAGAUACGAGUAUAAUCUAUAGCUCUGUAUUAAGUGGGAAUUGGUCAGUUGGUGAGGACUCUAUUGUGUUUGGUGCAAAAUCACUCUCUGCUAACUACCAUAUCAAAGAUAGAAUGAUUGUAAAUGAAAUACGUUUAAAGCCCAUUAAAAUGAAGCAUUCAUCAAAUGAAACUCCUCGAGCAUUAUUGGUAUUGGGUAUUCAAGAUGAUUUAAAUUUAUAUUUUACAGAUCCAAAUGCUACAAUUGCGAAUAGAACAUGGGAGGAAUUUUUAAAAACUUCAGGUAUAGCUCCAGAAGAAUUGUGGUCAAAAGGUUUACCCAGAAUUUUACGUACUGCUCGUUUAUUCCCAAUUAUUGUGGACGAUGAAGAUGAAAAAAUGAUCGAAGCAUCUCUAUGGAUACAAAAUAAAGAAUCACCACCAUUAAGUGUAAUUGGUAGAUGGAAAUCCUCUAAACGUGUUUCUAUUUGCGAUAUAGGCAACAUAGAAGCAGAUUUUCAAUCUCGUCGUGAAAUUUCAUUUCAAGUGGAUUCUAUGGAAAUUGAAAACAUAUUGGUAAAUGGUUUGGAUCAAUCAAUCAAUCCAUUCAUUCAUAAAUGGGAUGAAAGUGGUAUACCAUUAGGAAGAGCAUUAGAGAAUUUAGAUCGAAUUUCGUUUUCAACUCCAUUGCAAUUUACCGGUCGUUUAUUAUCAUGUAUAUCCGAUACAUUAGCGAUUUAUGUAAAUAAUAGAGGUGGCUUAAGAUCUGGACCUGCGAAAAACUAUAGCUGGGAAAAAGCUUUCAAUUAUUUUAGAAACCACGACGAAAGAAAGGGAUUUUUAUCAUUAAUUAAAGAACGUACUAAAUGGUUGAAUUCAAAUGAAAAUAUGAUUAGGGCUGCAAGACACUAUGAAGGUGCUGGUCAAAUAGUUAUUAAAAACAUUGUGGAUACCUGCCAGACUCAACUAUGUAAAAUGGAUCCUGAAAACUAUAGAAUUCUUCAACAUAAUGAAUGGGUAUGCAUUUCAUUACCGGUAAGAAUAGAUUUAGCAGGUGGAUGGUUAGAUGCAGCACCAAUAUGCUAUGAACAUGGAGGAAAUGUUAUAAAUGCCGCUGUUUCAAUUAGAGGAAAGAACCCCAUUGAAUGCAAAGUAAGAAGAAUUAAUGAGCCGGUAUUGAUAUUCAAUGUUGUGGGUUCAUCAUUAGACCCGGUAGUAUGUAGCACCUUAUUGGAUCUUUUAGACUAUGACCAACCACAUGCUCCAGCAUCAUUAUUGAAAUCAUGUUUCCUUCAAUUGGGCCUUAUAGAUUAUUCAAGAAAGUGUAAAAUAUCUCUAAAAGAACAAUUGGAAAAAUUAGGUGGUGGUAUUGAAGUAAGAUCAACAUCAAACUUACCCACAGGUUCAGGUUUAGGUACAUCAAGUAUUUUAGCAGCAGGUCUAAUAUAUGGGAUUGCAUAUGCAUAUGGUUAUAAAUAUAGUGACCAACAUCUUUUCCACGCAGUAUUAAAGGUAGAACAAAUGUUAACCACGGGUGGUGGGUGGCAAGAUCAAGUAGGUGGUGUACUUGGUGGAUUUAAAGAGGGUAAAUGCAGUAAAUUCCAAGCAAAAGGUGACCACAUCAAUGUUACAUUUGAACAAAUUCAAAUGUCAAAUGAGGAUAUUGCAAAGUUUAAUCAACAUUUAUUAUUGGUUUAUACAGGCAGAACGAGAUUAGCAAGAGAUUUACUUCAAGAUGUUGUAAGACGUUGGUACGCUAAAACUUCAGAAAUAUUGGAUACCACUAAUAAUCUUCUUAAAACAACCGAGAAAAUGAGGGAUGCAUUAAGCAAAUGUGAUAUAGAAGCUAUUGGAAAAAAUUUAAUAGAUUAUUGGAAUCAAAAGAAAACAAUGGCAGCAGGUGCAGAACCAUCAAGAAUUACAGAGUUAUUUAAUAAGGUUAAAGAUUUAGUCCAUGGUUACUCACUAGCAGGUGCAGGUGGCGGUGGUUUUAUGUUAUUAAUUACAAAAGAAGACUGUAGCUCCACAAAAGUUAAAAUAGAAAAUAUUUUGAAGAAUGUAGAUGGCUUUGAAACUGUCGAAUUCUUUGAAGCAACUAUCAAUACUAAAGGUUUAGAAACUCAUUUUGAAAAGGUUCAAGACUUUUUAACAGUUCCAACUUUUGUCUCAAAAUAAAAAUUAUUUUUUUAAAUU